CAGAGGUGAAGCAGCUGUGAUGAUGGAUGGAUACUCAGAUAAAGGCGCUGCAGCAGAGAAGCUCACAGCGAUAUCCUGCUUUUAAGCCUCAAAGUGGUUCUUAAAGGAAAGAAGUCCCCUUGGUUCGGCAUUGACCAUCAUGAUCUUUAAAGCUUUCUUCAAUGAGCUGAUAAAUUGGCAAAAUGCAUCCAGAAGCUGCAGAAAAUGAAUAUCUUUCCAUUCCAGUCUGCAGUGACCAUGCAUGACCUCCAAGCUAAUGUCACCUGCAACUCCUCCUUGGCCCCUUCCAACUGGACGGCCGGGGAGGACGUCCCUCAGCUUCCCACCUUCACCACAGCAGCCAAAGUCAGAGUCAUCAUCACCUUCAUCCUCUGCGGCACAUCAGCCUUCUGCAACCUGGCUGUGCUGUGGGCGGCUCACAGGGACGGGAAACGGAAAUCCCACGUCAAGGUUCUGAUUGUUAACCUGACCGUAGCUGACCUGCUGGUGACCUUCAUAGUGAUGCCUGUGGAUGCUGCAUGGAACAUCACGGUCCAGUGGCUUGCUGAAGACUUCCUGUGCAGGCUGCUGAUGUUUCUGAAGCUGCUGGCGAUGUACUCCUGCGCUUUUGUCACCGUGGUGAUCAGUCUGGACAGGCAGUCCGCCAUCCUCAACCCUUUGGCAAUCAACAAGGCCCGGAUGAGAAACAAGAUCAUGCUCGCCGUGGCGUGGAGCAUGAGUGCUUUGCUUUCAAUCCCUCAGAUCUUCCUUUUUCACAAGGUGACCAUCAUCCACCCUGAGGACUUCACCCAGUGCACAACAUGGGGAAGCUUUGCCACUCGCUGGCAUGAGACGGCCUACAACAUGUUCACCUUUUCCUGCCUGUUCCUGCUGCCGCUGGUCAUCAUGAUCACCUGUUACGCCAGGAUCUUCCAUGAGAUUUCAAAACGGCUGAAGAAGGACCACUUCUCCACCAAUGAGCUACGCCUGAGGUGCUCUAAAAACAACAUCCCCAGAGCCCGGAUCAGAACCUUAAAAAUGAGUGUUGUGAUCGUCUUGUCCUUCAUCAUCUGCUGGACUCCGUACUACCUGCUGGGCCUCUGGUACUGGUUCUGUCCUGAUGAUCUGGAGGAUAAGGUGUCCCACUCUCUGGCCCACAUCCUGUUUAUCUUCGGGCUGGUGAACGCCUGCCUGGACCCAGUGAUCUACGGACUGUUCACCAUCCACUUCAGGAAGGGGCUACGAAGGUAUUACGGCAACGCUGCCUCCGCAGCGGAUGUGGAAAACACCACCGUUAUAAGUGGAUCUUUAUAUUCUCCUGCCAAUUCUUUGUCAUUACGAAAAGAGUUCAGGCGGCUGAGUCAGGAAACUAAUGACAGUCAUAUGAAAGCCAAGGCAUCCUCUCUGAAAAGCAGCUUUCUGAUUAUAGACAGUGAAAUCCAACAGUCCAGUCCUGAAAGCAGCUUAUAAUGAAGGGUAGAUGGAACAUUUAAAGAUUCAGAAUAAGAGGAAGAUUCAAGUGGUUUAUUCUUACAGGGAAGGUUAUAAUAAAAUCUGUUUUGUAAAUGCUAACAUGUUAAUAACUGUAAAUGAAAUGCAUUGAGUGUGAAAGGCUCCCUUACUUGGUAUUUAUUUUAAACAGAGAAACAAUAUUUUGUUUUAAGAAAUAAAAGUAUCACAUAUUAUUAUUUGUAUCCUUUUAGUAGCUCAGUGGAUGAAAUUCUUCAGAUCUCUGUUGCUCCAUUGCUGCAGCAGUUUCCUGCAGCUUUCCCCAUGUUUGUGCCAGAGCUUUGUUCCUUUCAUCCGCUGAAUGGGAUCUUCAGAGGAAAAAAAAGCAAAAAA
Cyprinodon tularosa is the source of this 1821-nucleotide messenger RNA. Its product is annotated as putative gonadotropin-releasing hormone II receptor. The record is from RefSeq and is a predicted model, not a curated record. NCBI's taxonomy places the organism in Eukaryota, Metazoa, Chordata, Actinopteri, Cyprinodontiformes, Cyprinodontidae. Gene Ontology annotation, biological process: G protein-coupled receptor signaling pathway. Gene Ontology annotation, molecular function: peptide binding; gonadotropin-releasing hormone receptor activity. Gene Ontology annotation, cellular component: membrane.